Xiphophorus maculatus (southern platyfish) is the source of this 1240-nucleotide messenger RNA. RefSeq lists its product as uncharacterized. The transcript is spliced from 7 exons. Lineage: Eukaryota; Metazoa; Chordata; Actinopteri; Cyprinodontiformes; Poeciliidae. Gene Ontology annotation, cellular component: cell surface. The record is from RefSeq and is a predicted model, not a curated record. The coding region runs from base 5 to 706 and encodes 233 amino acids. Gene Ontology annotation, molecular function: signaling receptor activity.
CAGGAUGAAGGUCUGUCUCACUCUGAUCUGCCUCUUCCUCCUCACUCUGGAUGGAGAAACCCUAGGAACCUACAGAGGAAAGGAAGGAGGAAACAUCACAGUUAGAUAUCUGAAACCGUCAGACUCAGGACGGUACCGGUGUCGCUCCGAUGAAACCUUACAUGGAACUCUAUACGAUGAUUUUGAUCUUGUUGUGAUUGAAGAUUCUUCAAAACCAAAAUGGACUCCGAGACCUUUUAUAGAAUCAACUUUUAUCCCAGCAACCUCCACAAAAACAACAAUAAAAACAACAACAGCAGCAGCAACAGCAACAACAACUCAGAGUCAGAGUUUCUCUCCUUCUCCAUCUGAAACCAUCAAACUCUCUGAGAAACCAGCUGCAGCUCCAGGUCCGCUGCUUUAUGUGGGUCUGGUUCUGGUCGUCCUGAUCGUCUCUUUAGCUGCAGCUCUGCUGAUUUUCUUCAAGAGGAAAAACUUCAGUCAACAGAAAGGUUCUUCAGGAGAAACAGAAAACAGCAAAAACUUCCAGGCUAAAGGUGGUGCAGUAGAGUACUCUGAGGUUCGUUUCCUGAAAGAUGCCUCUACUUCAGCCGACAGCGCCCCCUGUGGUCAUGCAGAAAACGUCACUUACUCAGAGAUCCAGAUGAACUUUGCAAACCGCAGCGAUGAUUCUGCUCUUUACUCCAACAUUAGUUUACAGCAGUAGCUCUGCUCUGGCUCUGCUAAAACGUUACUGUUUUUAUUUCUCUACAAAUAAUCAUCCUGAUUUAUAAAUGAGAUGCAUAACUGCAGAAAUAGUUCAGAAACUGAAAUUCACUUCCAGUAAUUUUCUUCUUUCAGGUCUUGAGAACAUAAAUCUUUAUAAGUAACAAAAGAGAUGGAAAUUAAAUUUCUUUUAUUUAAUAUCAAAGUAGAAAAUAUAUGAUGUGAUACAUUACAUUAAUGAAAAGAAAAUAAAUUCAAGGAACUAACAAUGAAAAGAAAACAGAGGGUAUUGUGUUGCAAAGAAUGAAUAUUAUUAAAUUAAAUGAUUUUCUCUUUUUAUUUUUAUUCUUUCUCAUUAUUUCUGAUUAUAUUUAAUAAUUUAAAUUCAACUUGGAUGUGUGCAGACUUUACUUUUUGUUACUCCAGAUGAACCAAAUGUCUCAAUGUUCAUGUUGUUUAUUAGUAAAUUUAAAUGUGAACAAACUGAUGUGAAUUGCUUUACUUCAAAUUUCUUGUUAAUCUAUUUUGAUGUAAA